Messenger RNA from Aspergillus versicolor CBS 583.65, 1170 nucleotides. RefSeq lists its product as uncharacterized. The transcript is spliced from 9 exons. Lineage: Eukaryota; Fungi; Ascomycota; Eurotiomycetes; Eurotiales; Aspergillaceae. The record is from RefSeq and is a predicted model, not a curated record. Gene Ontology annotation, cellular component: membrane. Gene Ontology annotation, molecular function: transmembrane transporter activity. The annotation marks the transcript as partial. Gene Ontology annotation, biological process: transmembrane transport.
AGUGCUCGUCGGUUCCUCUCGUAUCUCGUCGGCUGGAUACUCUUCCUUGGCGAAACGGCAACGGCAGCAAGUUGCACGAUGAAUAGUGUCCAGGUCAUCGUCGGAGUAGUGCAAAUUACAUACUCGACGUGGAAGGCGACAAGAUGGUUAGAAUGGCUGAUAUACACCGGCCUUACAAUAUUCGCACUGCUACUCUCCCUUUCGCAGAAACACCUUCCCGGCCUGUCACUGGUUGGGGGAUUCAUUGUCAUAGCUGGUGGGAUUGCAUGGGUUAUCUCGUUCCUGGAUAUGGCGCCAAAGCAUUCUGCCAAGUUUGUCUUUACCGAGUUUAUUAAUAAUUCUGGCUAUGAAAGCCGUGGAUGGGUAGGUAUUAUGAGUUUCUAUACCCCGAUGUAUGCCUUGUAUGGGACGGAUGGGAUCUUGCAUGUUACCGAGGAGAUGAAGAAUCCAGAAAGAGACGCACCGAGGGCCAUGCUAUGGGCCAUGAUAAUAAGCGGCGUAAGCAUGUGUAUAUCAGUGAUUGUGAUGGGCUUCUGUGCCGGAGAUUGGGAAGCAUACCUGGAAACAGAUAUCCCAUAUGUGACCUGGUUUGUCGACAUCCUCCAUAGCACAGCUGGUGGGAUAACUCUGGUGGUGAUGAUAUUGAUUGUAAUCAAUUUCCUUAUCACCGUCGGCCUGAACACGGCAGCAUCGCGGCUGGCAUGGGGAAUGGCCAGAGACAACGCCCUACCCUUCUCAAACAUUUUUGCCCGGAUUAACCACAAAGUGCAAACGCCUGUCAAUACGAUUCUUCUAACUACCGCAGCUCAACUAGUUAUUGGCCUGGUAGUCUUCGGAUCGGACUAUGCAUUCCAAGUGAUUAUCAGUAUAUCUUUAGUCGCAAUCCAACUGGGAUAUUUGAUUCCUACUCUAUUAGUCGUCAUUCGCGGCCGCAAACUAUUGCCGACUCCUCGGGCCUUUGACCUAGGCGUGGCUGGCUGGUCAAUCAAUUUAUUCUCAGUCUGUUGGUGUUCGUUGGUGAUUGUCAUGCUUUUCUUUCCGCUUUAUAUUCCAGUGAAUGGAGAAAAUAUUUACAACAUGAACUGGGCAAUAGUAUUGAUUGCAGGGGUUAUUUUGGUGGUGUUUAUUGAUUGGGUCCUCCGGGCUCGCCACUGCUAUUAUGGUAAUUAA